GUUUCUUCUUUCUUGUCUCUCUCCUCUCAUUUUCCUCGUGGUUUUCUUCUCUAGGACUAGGGUUCUGAUUUCUUCGUGCGAUUCUAGCAGAGAAGCGAUGGUCCAGUGACGAGGAACUACUCUCGGGUUAGUUUUCUUUUGGUUCUUCUCCUUUCGGUUCUUUGGGUUGGAAGAAUCGCUUCCAAGGAAUGCGGUCGAGCUCUGUGAUGCUCCUCCUGCUCGGCUUUCUCGUGCUUGUUUCUACCCAAGAACUUGGGAAGAACGAGCUCGAGGAAGCCAUCGUUCUUUACUCCGGCUCCAGCGAUGAUCCAGUCGAGCGUUUGAGUUUUUCCAGCUUUGCCUCCUUUCCAACACUGCCCCCGUUUCCUCCAUCUCCGCCGCCGCCGCCACCUCCUCCUAUAGCACCUGACGAUCACCACCAUAGCCGUCCAGCUCCAGCGCCAGCUCCGGCUCCCAGCGAUGGCGAUGACGAUGACGAUGACCAAGGCUCAAGUGGAACGCCGCCACCGCCGCCACCACCGCCUCCACCACCAUCUCCUCCGCCUCCUCCACACCAUCUUCCAAAGGCCCUUCUCGCCGGCCUGAACGUCACCAACGGUGGAAAGCUCUCGCCAGACUUUAGCCCCCGGACUUACAACUAUUCCUCCUCCGUGAGCUCGGGCGUACGAAAGAUCAGGAUCGUUGCCACUGUCUCGCAGGAAGAGGAGCGCGACGAGUACACGGUGACUGUCAACUCCAUUCCUCUCAAGAGUGGCGUUCCAAGCCCGCAGCUCCAAGUUGGCAAGGCUGGCGAAGAUACUCUCUUUGAGAUCGCGGUCACGGCUCUGGAACACGAGCCUUCGACGUACUACUUGCUCGUCCAUCGCGGAAAGAGCAAAUGGGAUCGUUUUGGAGCAAAGUUCUUACUGGCCUUGGCGAUCGUGCUGGUGGUCGCGGUGGUCUUGUUCCUGUGCUAUGGCUGCUAUGUCUGCAUCCAGAGUGGAAGAAUGCCGUCAAUAUGGCCUUUCAGGAGCCGAGACGCUGAUGAGUACUCGCUUUUACCGGGGCCGAGUAGCGGUCGCCCAUAGCGAAUUCUCCUUAACUUCUAGACUGAGUGUCCUUUUUUGCUCAAGCAGUAAGUUAGAGACGAUCGAACGUUACUGAAUAUAAAGCUACCUUUUGACUUA
Molecule: messenger RNA, 1166 nt
Organism: Selaginella moellendorffii
Lineage: Eukaryota; Viridiplantae; Streptophyta; Lycopodiopsida; Selaginellales; Selaginellaceae
Product: pectinesterase inhibitor 10
Exons: 3
Coding region: 189-1067 (292 amino acids)
Source: RefSeq, a predicted model, not a curated record